Molecule: messenger RNA, 3072 nt
Organism: Oncorhynchus kisutch (coho salmon)
Lineage: Eukaryota; Metazoa; Chordata; Actinopteri; Salmoniformes; Salmonidae
Product: mediator of RNA polymerase II transcription subunit 18
Exons: 6
Coding region: 2175-2801 (208 amino acids)
Biological process (GO): termination of RNA polymerase II transcription; regulation of transcription by RNA polymerase II
Cellular component (GO): mediator complex; core mediator complex
Molecular function (GO): transcription coregulator activity
Source: RefSeq, a predicted model, not a curated record
AUCUCUGUUUCCUACUGAGUCAACUGUUCGAUUUGUGAUUUGUAACUUCUGCUUAAUUUCCUAUAGCUUUAAAUUAUAAUCAUUAAGUGUCAGUUUCGGCGUAGGCCUGUAGCCUGCACAUUUUAAAGCAGAUGACUUGUGGCUGUUUUAAAUACAAUGCUUAAGUAGGGACUAAUCUCUGCCUCAACAGUGUUUAUUGUAAUCAUGAUCGCUACCUCUGCCAUAAUUAUUGUAUUUAUGGUUUGGGCCUCAUUUCCAACAUCAGAAUCUUCAAGUCCUCUUCGCAUACCGCUUGGGAGAAAAUUGUUGAUACCCUGCAUAAGUAAUGAAAGUCAUCCAGAAUCUUUUAGCUGGUUUUACAGUACAAACAAUGUUGGUUGGCGCCGCACCCAGAUUUUUCAUGAGGAUAAAAGUGGCCUACAUCUCCUUUCCAAAAUUUUUUGGCAUAGAAAGAGUGUUUUAAGGAAUCGUUCACUUGUAAUCAGCCCUUUUACAGAGGAGGAUCAAGGAAUAUACUUAUGUGGAUUGUAUAAAAAUGACAAGAUCACAUAUGGAUUGUCCACUUCAGUUGUUCUUGAAAAAGGAUCUCACAUGCAAAUAAUAACCACUGUGUCAAGCAGUGGUUUUAUGCAUGAAGUAACUAAGAAUGUGAUUACCAGCACAUAUUACGCACUUGACUCCGCUCUGAACAACACCUCCAACAAAAGCAUAGACAAUGGGCCUACUCCUCCAGAUAACCGAGAACCUCAAUGGCUGGCAUCAACAGUAGCUGGAGUCUCUGCAGCUGUGUGCCUUUUCCUUGUUGCACUGGCACUGUCUAAAUUAUGCCAUUUCAAAUGGAGAAUACUCGCAGGUAGGAUAAAUAUACCGUAUUGUUAUCUUUGAAGAUGGGGAGAUCACAAGAUUAAUACAAUUGUUUGGAGAUGGUAAUGCAGUUUGAGGCCCUAUCUGUUUUAAUGGAAAUGUUUGUCUGUUUGUUCAAAUGAUUAAGCUUCUGCCAAUCAACUUCUCUGUGGUGGCGAGGGGACCAGCUUUGCGGAAGAAACUACACUUGUUUAUUCAUCCUUGGUUAUCAGGAGAGUCCAACAGAGAGAUGACAUCAGAAAUGACAAUGACUGUGUGUACAGUCAUAUCAGGGUCUAGGAACUAAGAAUGACACUACUUUGAUGAGAGGCGUAAUAAAUAGUUUAAAUCAAGUGUUUCCAUUGUGCUCAGGCACACAAAAUGCCAAAAAGGCAUACUGAUUUUUAUGCUUUGAAUUGGUUUGUUUUAUAUUCUAUGUCAAAAAGUAAUAUAAUCACAUUUUGGCAUGACCUUUUGUUUGUAUUAAAUUGGUAUUGCACUGUGUCACGCACUUCUGUACUUUUAACCUUUAAACCAAUAUUUAAAAAAAUAAAAGGAAGAAAGCCUGCUUUAUAUAUCAAAAAGCAUAACGCCUGUGUAUUCAGAUGUCUAUACAUUUUAUUUGUGACAUACUUGUAAACAAGUUGCUGAAAUGUAACAUUUUGAACUCAUCGAUCCGCUGAGUUGCUUUCAGAACGUUUUCAGAUGCUUUCGGAACGUUUUCGUUCUUGAAUGCCCCUUGCUGCAUAUCGUUGCACAAUGCGCAAACGCGGAUCUGGGUGAGAAGUAUGAUAGCGAGCUAGCUAUUCCUCCCCCAUCACAGGGGCUCAACUCUAGCCAAUCUGUCACUGUGAACGUUGAAAACGUUUAUUUGUACCUGCCUAGCAAACUAGUUAGCUUGUUUCAAUGUAACUAUGAGCUAAAGUUAGCUAGGUUACAAGUUAGCUUGAAUUGCUGCAGUGGCAGUUUGCGAAGGAAGAAGCAGGUACUCGGCAAUCCAAGCUGCCAAACAUAAGGUGAGUUAAGUGCAUUUUGCCUUAUUUCUCAGUGACUUUUUCUUAUCGGUGACUUGUUUCAUUUUUUCUGUAGCUUAUUUGGCUAGCUAGCUAACUGGCUAGCUAACUAUUUGUUUGAAUGAAAUGAGAUACUGUCUGUCUAAACUAGCUCUAACUAGCCUGAUAGCUUAGCGAGUCGGGAAAUAUGGCUAGGUUGGAGAUGCAAUCAUUAAGAAAUUAUGUUUAUAGUCAUAACGUUAGUCUAUAUAAUACGAAUUGAUUGAGGUGUUUUAAUUUUUCCCCUUGCUCUAGUUACCUGUCUGACACUGACGAGUGAUGGAGGCCCCACCAGUCUCAGUGCUGCCCAUCACGGGGGGCACAAUUAACAUGAUGGAGUACCUGCUGCAAGGCAGCGUCUUGGACCAGGCCCUCGAAAGCCUAUUGCACCGCCUCCGGGGCCUUUGUGACAACAUGGAACCCGAGACAUUUGCCGACCAUGAGCUGGUCUACCUCCUGAAGGGCCAGCAGGGCAACCCGUUCCUGUUGCGAGCCCGCCGCUCCCUCUCCCACCCCACAGUGCCCUGGCACCUGCGCUACCUGGGCCAGCCGGAAGUGGGUGAUAAGUCCCGCCACGCGCUGGUUCGGAACUGUGUGGAUGUGGCCGCCUCGCACAGCCUGCCCGACUUCCUCAAUGAAAUGGGCUUCCGCAUGGACCACGAGUUCAUAGCCAAGGGCCACAUUUUCCGCAAAGGUGUGCUCAAAGUGGUAGUGAGUAAACUGUCUCGCAUCCUGGUCCCCGGGAAUACAGAGAACACUGAGCCGCUGUCACUCUCCUACCUGGUGGAGCUCAGUGUAUUGGCCCCUGCGGGCCAGGAUACCAUGUCAGAGGACAUGCGCAGCUUCGCUGAGCAGCUCAAGCCCCUGGUUCACCUGGAGAAGAUUGACCCCAAAAGACACAUGUAAGAAGGAGUGUUUUAUGAUGAGCCUCUUUUGGCUGUCAUGGACAAAGUGUAGUUUUUAUGAAAACAUUUUUUUUUUUUACAUGGGACUUAUUUUUGUAUGAUUCCUAUGAGAAAGCGCUUUCCCACAGUCUCUGUAAAUGAACUCUAGAUCUCACAAUCUUGAUGCGUGUCUCGUACAUUUGGAGAAGGACGUGUAAGUGCUUUGUUCUAACUUUGAGAUGUUUUAAGAAAUGCACAGCGCUAUAGUGUUUAUAAAAAAAUAUUUGUCUCAA